Molecule: messenger RNA, 1728 nt
Organism: Thermochaetoides thermophila DSM 1495
Lineage: Eukaryota; Fungi; Ascomycota; Sordariomycetes; Sordariales; Chaetomiaceae
Product: mitochondrial heat shock protein 60-like protein
Exons: 3
Coding region: 1-1728 (575 amino acids)
Biological process (GO): protein import into mitochondrial intermembrane space; mitochondrial unfolded protein response; protein refolding
Cellular component (GO): mitochondrial inner membrane; mitochondrial matrix
Molecular function (GO): protein-folding chaperone binding; ATP-dependent protein folding chaperone; ATP binding
Source: RefSeq, a predicted model, not a curated record
AUGCAGCGCGCCCUCACAAGAGCCUCCGUCUCGUCGCCUUUGGCGACUGCCCGCGUCCGUUCGGCUCAGCAGCUCCGCUUUGCCCACAAGGAGCUGAAGUUCGGUGUUGAGGGCCGGGCUGCCCUCCUCAACGGUGUCGAAACCCUGGCCAAGGCCGUCGCCACCACUCUCGGUCCCAAGGGUCGCAAUGUGCUCAUUGAGUCGACCUUUGGUUCUCCCAAGAUCACCAAGGAUGGUGUCACGGUCGCCAAGGCUAUCUCCCUGAAGGACAAGUUCGAGAACCUCGGUGCCAAGCUCCUGGCUGAGGUUGCUUCCAAGACGAAUGAGGUUGCUGGUGAUGGUACUACCACCGCUACCGUCCUGGCCCGUGCCAUCUUCUCCGAGAUGGUCAAGAACGUGGCCGCCGGCUGCAACCCCAUGGACCUGCGCCGCGGUAUCCAGGCCGCCGUCGAUGCUGUCGUCGAGUACCUGCAGCAGAACAAGCGCGAUAUCACCACGAGCGCUGAGAUCGCCCAGGUUGCCACCAUCAGCGCCAACGGCGACCAGCACAUCGGCAAGCUGAUCGCCAGCGCUAUGGAGAAGGUCGGAAAGGAGGGUGUCAUCACCGUCAAGGAGGGCAAGACCUUGCAGGACGAGCUCGAGGUUACCGAGGGCAUGCGCUUCGACCGCGGCUUCGUCUCGCCCUACUUCAUCACCGACGCCAAGGCCCAGAAGGUCGAGUUCGAGAAGCCCUUGAUUUUGCUCUCUGAGCAGAAGAUCUCGGCCGCCACCGAUAUUAUCCCGGCCCUCGAGAUCUCCCACAAGAUGCGCCGCCCUCUCGUCAUCAUUGCCGAGGACAUUGACGGCGAGGCCCUUGCUGUCUGCAUCCUGAACAAGCUGCGUGGCCAGCUCGAGGUUGCCGCCGUUAAGGCCCCUGGCUUCGGUGACAACCGCAAGUCGAUCCUGGGCGAUAUUGCCGUCCUGACCAACGGCACCGUCUUCACCAACGAGCUCGACGUCAAGCUCGAGAAGGUCACCCCUGACAUGCUCGGCUCGACCGGCUCCAUCACCAUCACCAAGGAGGACACUAUCAUCCUCAACGGUGACGGUAGCAAGGACGCCAUUGCCCAGCGCUGCGAGCAGAUCCGCGGCGCCAUGAACGACCCCAGCACCUCAGAAUAUGAGAAGGAGAAGCUCCAGGAGCGUCUGGCCAAGCUUUCUGGUGGUGUCGCUGUCAUCAAGGUCGGCGGUUCCUCGGAGGUCGAGGUCGGCGAGAAGAAGGACCGCUUCGUCGAUGCCCUUAACGCCACUCGCGCUGCCGUUGAGGAGGGUAUCCUGCCCGGCGGUGGCACUGCCCUGAUCAAGGCCUCGGUCAACGCGCUUAACAACCUCAAGCCGGCCAACUUCGACCAGCAGCUCGGCGUCAACAUCAUCAAGAACGCCAUUACCCGCCCGGCCCGCAUGAUCGUGGAGAACGCCGGCCUCGAGGGUUCCGUUGUCAUCGGCAAGAUCAGCGACGAGUAUGCUGCUGACUUCAACAAGGGCUUCAACAGCGCCACCGGCGAGUACGUCGACAUGAUUCAGGCUGGCAUCCUUGAUCCCCUCAAGGUCGUCCGCACUGGUCUGAUUGACGCCAGCGGUGUCGCCUCCCUGCUCGGUACCACCGAGGUGGCCAUCGUCGAGGCUCCCGAGGAGAAGGGCCCUGCUGGCGGCAUGGGCGGCAUGGGUGGCAUGGGCGGCAUGAUGUAA